Messenger RNA from Diorhabda carinulata, 523 nucleotides. RefSeq lists its product as uncharacterized. The record is from RefSeq and is a predicted model, not a curated record. The transcript is spliced from 2 exons. The coding region runs from base 89 to 445 and encodes 118 amino acids. Lineage: Eukaryota; Metazoa; Arthropoda; Insecta; Coleoptera; Chrysomelidae.
UUUUUAUUGAUAUUUCAAAUUUACAGUUAUUGUAAUGUUAAUGUCAAAUCACUGUUUAUUCUUUAUAUACAAAAUUAAGUCGUAAAUUAUGUCAAAAAACGUACUAACGCGUAAAAUUGCAAGAACAGUGUUUAUACUGCUCCAAAAAACCGGAGGUCUUAGUUUGAAAAAGCUGCAUGAAUGCAUCAGACAGGUGUACCCGAAGACAUCCCUCGAUAUUAUUAAAUUGAAUAAUGUUUUACAUAAAGCUGCCGCUAUAGGUGCCGUUCAAAAAAAGAAUAAUAGAUAUUGCCUAGGAAGUUUGAUUAAAAAGCGACAAACACCUGGUACAGCCCGUAAGAGAUUACCACUAAGACGAGCUUGUAGUAGAUGUAAAAGAUCACGUAGAAAAAGAAGUGGUAAAAGGGGCAGGAGUAGAUCUAGAAGAAGAAGACCUCGACGUUAAUGUGCAGUGGUUUUGUCAAUAUUGUUGUGGGACUGUAUAUUAAAUAAAUAUUAUCGACAUAAAUCCACCAGGAAAAAA